Trematosphaeria pertusa is the source of this 555-nucleotide messenger RNA. RefSeq lists its product as uncharacterized. Lineage: Eukaryota; Fungi; Ascomycota; Dothideomycetes; Pleosporales; Trematosphaeriaceae. The coding region runs from base 96 to 473 and encodes 125 amino acids. The transcript has 2 exons. The record is from RefSeq and is a predicted model, not a curated record.
AAUUCUAUUGCCUGCUUGGUAGUCUUUGGGAUGCAUAUUUUAAUUCCAUAUAUGGCCAUGCAGAUGAGAUUGAGGUGGGGCAUGCUGUUCGUAGUAUGAUUGAGUUCAUAUUCGAAGUAGCUUCUACCGACCCCGAGCUGUCGACUCUCACCUCCCGCCGCGGAGACCUCCUUCUCGUUCAGAAAGCUGCCGCUUUGAUACGGGAGAAGUAUCCAAACCAGGCUCGGCUGCUGGAUGACUUAUGUCUUACAUCGGUCCUAUACACUGCACCGACGCCGCCAAGUUGGGAUAAUCUCGAGCGACAUCGCUCAACUCACUUCGGUCCGCACUCCAACGAGCGUGGUUUCUGGUACUGCUGCCAAUGCGGCGAUGGCCCAUAUAUUUUGAAACUCUACUCGGGAUGUAUUGGGUUCGGAUGUCCUGACCACCAGCGGUGCGCGUCAUGUCCUGUCGAGGAAGAUCCCAUGCGUUGAGAGAUACGGCUGAGCUAAGCCUACCUAGGUAAAGUCGCUAAGCGGCUGUGCCACGACCUUGCGCGCAGGCAGAACAUCGUGU